CCUUAGUCUAGACAAAGCUUAAGAGAAUGUAGUUUACUAGGUUAGUUAAUCGCAGAGAUAAACACAUAAGCCAUUUAUAAAUAGCCUACAACGAUGAAUCAUACUUCAUCUAAUUACUUCCUAUCUUAUCUUACAACACAAGUAUAUUGACAUUUCAAAAUGUUGUAACCUUCUUCUUCGUUAGCGUAUGUGCACACACACGCGAAUCCAAUUCUCUCCUUUGUGUCCGUUGUUUGUUUGGUAUUAUUCACUGCCCUCAAAUUUGAACCCUGAAAUGUCUAUACUUGGAAACAUACUAAUUCUUCCUUGUCGUAUACUCGUGGCUGAGGGACGUGACGACUGUGGACACUUGUCACCAGUGCUUUCCAAGCCGCUCUAUCUAGGGCCCGGUGCACGCUAGCCUGAAAUGCGGCUUUUGUCUUUGACGUGAUUCUGUCCGCCCAACACAUGACUAUCCAUCCCUAUGCACAAGAAACAUACUGUACGUACCUAAAAUUUGUAUGUUUCUAAACAUACAAAUUUCAGGGUUCAUAUUGUCAUAUCGCAUUGCAUACAUUACGUAUGUGGACUCAGUUUGUCCCUGCCUUUAUCCUAUCGCCGGCCGCCACAUGCCGAAUGACGUCAGACAGUGGACUCGCGUAGUAUAACCUCGGUUAUAUUCACGUCAGCGGCAUUGGCAUCGCACUCCGUAUACUAUUGAGGUUAUAAACGCACGCUCUAUUCCUAAAAUAUAAUAUUAUCAAUUAAUAAUACCGUGUUCUUAAAUAAUUAUUACAAAAUAGUGUUAAUAAUGGCCCCAGUGAAUCUUACUGAAGUGAAUUCGGAUGGUUUUAAGCAGUUUUUGGACUCGUUUGAUCAUGUGUUCUCGGAUUGCGAUGGUGUGUUAUGGUUAACGCCAAAAAUAUUACCUGGAGUUGGCGACUUUUUCCGAUUAAUGAAAGAAAAUGGAAAAACAGUACAUUUCGUUUCAAAUAAUAGUAUGCGGUCAAAAGAAAACUAUACAACAUUGUUCGAUAAAGCUGGUAUCUCAGGGGGAUUCGAAAAGCUGAUCACUCCCUCAGUAGCAAUGGUCGAAUAUCUUAAGUCAGUUAAUUUCGACAAGCACGUGUUUUGUUUAACAUGUUCAGAAACGAAAAAAAUGUUUGAAGCGAACGGAUUCAAAACGAAACAUGGACCAGAUGUCGUCCACGAUAACUUUGCGGACUUCGCCGAGUACCUUAUCGAUGACGCCGACAUCGGGGCAGUGGCGUUUGACAGCGACUACAAAGUGAACCUGCCCAAGAUGUACAAAGCCACGACGUAUCUGAGGAGGCCUGAAGUCCUCUUUAUGAACGGACCGACGGAUAAAUAUGUGCCGUUCAAUGGACAAAUGGCAGCAGGUGUAGCGUUCGCCGCCGAAUUGGUAUCGGAAUUAGUAAAAAGGAAACCCAUCGGAUUGGGAAAGCCGUCCCAGGACUUUGGAGUGCUUGCGAUGAGACGGGCGUUUGUGACUGAUCCUAGUAGAGUGUUGUUUAUCGGAGAUAUGAUCGAGCAAGAUGUGGGCCUGGGUAAGAACACUGGCUUCAAAACAUUGCUGGUUCUAACUCACCACACUGAAAAAGAAAUGAUGGCGGAACCUGUCGCCCGCCAACCAGACUUCUUUGCCCCGUCUUUAGGAAGUAUAGUACCUAAAUUUAAGUGAAAGACUAAGAGUGGAACUUUUUGGGUUCGAAUGUGGAAGCCGAUUCUGAUGUGACAUUUCUUUUUGUUUUUAUUUUUUACACGAAAACCUUAAGAGGGAAGAAUAGCUUUGCGAUCCUAACGAAAUAACGGUACUUUAUCUAUGAAAUUCCAUUUCAGGAAAAAACCUUUUCCUCUAAUUAAAUCUUAACAAAUCACUUUGAUUUUGAUCGCUUCAACAUAAUAUAUGUUCUAGGUUUCGCUUUUUUGAAACAAAUAACUUUUUUUGUUUUGAAAUUUUUUGAAAAAAAAAGGAAUCCUAUAAACCUAGUUUUUCAUUGUGUCAAGAACAUACUAAAAAUAAUGAGGAAUGGAAAAUAUUUAGAAGAGGAAAAACAUUAUCUAUUUUUGUAUUGACAAUUACGUGCUAUACUUUCCUCUUAACAUACAAUGUUUUCCUUACAACUUACAACACGUUUUAUAUUAUAUCCUUACAACUUGGCUAAACUGCGUAACAGUUUGUAGGCCAAAGAAAAAACACGUUUUAUAUUAUAUCCUUACAACUUGGCUAAACUGCGUAACAGUUUGUAGGCCAAAGAAAAAACACGUUUUAUAUUAUAUCCUUACAACUUAGCUAAACUGCGUAAGUAACAGUUUGUAGGCCAAAAAACACGUUUUAUAUUAUAUCCUUACAACUUGCCUAAACUGCGUAACAGUUUGUAGGCCAAAGAAAAAACACGUUUUAUAUUAUAUCCUUACAACUUGGCUAAACUGCGUAACAGUUUGUAGGCCAAAGAAAAAACACGUUUUAUAUUAUAUCCUUACAACUUAGCUAAACUGCGUAAGUAACAGUUUGUAGGCCAAAAAACACGUUUUAUAUUAUAUCCUUACAACUUGCCUAAACUGCGUAACAGUUUGUAGGCCAAAAAAACACGUUUUAUUUUAUAUUUAAUACAUAUGUUAACGCCACAAAUCAUGGGAUAUUUAAGAGAAAUUUUGGAUUAUUUUUGUUAUUUCACUGACAUCUGUAAAAUGUCUACCACUUUAUGCUUUAAAAGUUGAAUGUCCAAUUCGUCAUAUAUGUUUUCUAUGUAUUUAAUGAAAGCUACUGCAAUUGGUUUCAAUAUUUUUAAACAAAACUAUGGUUUUAUCCUCCAGUCAUGGGAUGUAUGGCGCCAUUCAUUUUCAAACUAACAAAUAUCAAUGAAAAAUUAUACUUAAGCAGUUCUAUGGCUCUUGUUUGUUAUAAAAUGUUGGCAGCGAUUAAAAACUGAUGGUAAUUACUUGUUUUACAGGAUUUGUCUAUACCAUCCCAUUACUGGUGCCUGUUCCAUUAUAGGGGUGUUUACUAUAACAUGUUAAUUAAACUUAAUUUUGUUUGUUACAAUAAAUUAUUCUUAAAGAAAAUAACAAAGUUUUCGAAGCAAUAAAACAAAACGGCUUAUUAAAUUAAUUAAUAUUAUUAAGUUUUGCAUUUAUUUAUUACAGAGAGGUUUGAUUUGGUAUCUUGACGAUCGUCUUGGUGAUAGGUGUGCAUCUUACACACGACUUUUAUUGCAUUUUGAAUGUACCAAUCAGUGGGAGUACCAAUGUACCAAUCAAGAAUAUAAAUAUGGUACGCGAGCUGCAAAAGUACAUACUCACUUUGAAUGGAACUUCAUGAAUGGAAGCGGGUAUGGACUUUUGCAGCUGGAUGUAUAGUCAGCAAUAUUAUUAGCCUUUGUAUACAAACUUCUAUGCACGGGGGAUACCUUUUCCCUGCAGCUGACUGUACAAAUGUUCGUACAUGUAUUUACUUCAUUUUGAAAUGAUGAAGGUGCGCUCUUAUAUACUCGUUCAGCCAGUGCAUUUUUUUAGUUAAGUUUAAUUAUGAACCAAAACUCACUAAAAAGUAAUAAUACAUUAAAAUUUGUUAUUGUAAACCUCAUAUCUUCGUACCGAAUGAGUAGUAGAUACGAGGUUUUGAGGAAUAGGUAUUCUUGUUAGUGAUUUUUUGGUUGAAAAUUGACAUAAAAUAUAUAGUAAAAUAAUUUUUCAAUGUUUUUAGGAUUAAUGUUUUAAAUUUUUAUUUUAUCAUCGCGUAUGAUGUUUUAAUUUAUAUCAUCCUGGUAAGGGCAUUUAUUCGUGUGAUGAGCAUGGAUAUUUGUUUAUGAGUCAUGGGUGUUUUCCAUGUAUUUAAGUAUUUAUAAAUAUUUAUAUCAUAUUUAUAUCAUUGUCUAAGUACCCUCAACACAAGCCUUAUUGAGCUUACUGUGGGACUUAGUCAAUUUGUGUAAUAAUGUCCUAUAAUAUUUAAUAUUUAUUUAUAUUUCAUUUAUAUCAUUUAAAAUGAUAACAGGAUAUUUGUUAAAAGGGGGCAAGCCAGGAAAAUUAUAAAGAGCAAAGAAUAUGACGCGCCGCGCCGCGCGUAAAUUGCGACAGAAUAUAAGGCAAUCGCACGGGUGUUAAUGUUUUAUCUGAAUUACGAGUAUUCUGAUACUCGUAGUAUAUUUCUGUUUAAAAUUUUACUAGUCAAAUCAAGGCGAAAUCGGUAUCGUGUUCUGAUUAGGGAAAAAUAGGAGGCAACAUUUAUGAUACGAUAUACGAUAAUUUUUUUUUUCAAUGAGUUAAGUCGUCCAAGUCGGUCAACCUUCCCUACGUAGACCAAAAAAAAAUUGCGCCAAUUUUUAUCCUUCUACGGUUUUCACCUGUGUUAUUAGCUAUCUUAUACUAAAAUUAUACUGCUAUGGUGUGCAGCAGAGGCAGCAUGGUUACAUUUUUACCGCUUGUCACUAUGCCCGUCACUUUCGCACUUACAUACUUGUUAGAACGUGACAGGCAUGAUGACAAAUGAUAAAGAGCCGACUAUCAUAGCCCUACUGGGUAACGAUAUAAAACAAAUGAAGAUUAGAUGUGUUUUCGCGAUUUUCUUUCUAUCGUUUAAGGUUUUGCUUCGAAUCAGCUCUAGCAAAUAAAGCCUAGUUUCAGAAUAUUUUUUUCAUUUGUUUGCUUUCGGUUAAAACAUGUAAAAAUUCCAAAUAAAAACUACAAAUUUGCAGUAGCCCCUUUUAACAAAAAAUGCGUUGUUUGAACGUGCGGCGGCAGCUUUGUUGCAUUUUUAUUGCCUGUCACUAUACCUGUCACUUUCGCAUUUACUUACUUGUUGAAACGUGACAGACAUGGUGACAGGCGAUAAAUGCGACCAUGCUACCGCCGCUAGGAUAGACUAAUAUACUUCUGUGUCCCUUACGAGAUUAUUAAGAGGUUUUAUAUUUUAGUUAGCUAAUCUAAUAUUUUUAUAAUACAUGAAAAGGAAAACAUGUCUUCAUAUAUUACGUACCGUACUUAAAUGCAAUGUUUUACAGUACUUAAUUAUGUAUUUUUGUGAUAUAAUGAAUGUGUUAUUAACUACAAAGUAUGUAUGUUAGUCGUGUCUUUCAGAGUUUAUCCUUAUAAUUAGUGCAGAAGUUUGUUUUUAGUAUAAGCUUCUCUAUUUAUUUUAGAUGACAUUAAAGAGUAAAUAUUUCCAUGAUGAA
Molecule: messenger RNA, 5174 nt
Organism: Cydia pomonella (codling moth)
Lineage: Eukaryota; Metazoa; Arthropoda; Insecta; Lepidoptera; Tortricidae
Exons: 6
Coding region: 791-1681 (296 amino acids)
Cellular component (GO): cytoplasm
Molecular function (GO): phosphatase activity
Source: RefSeq, a predicted model, not a curated record